AUUGACUCUUAACUCUUGCUACCAAAUUUAUCCCUGACCCAGUGGAAGAAGAUUAAGACAUCAACCUGGGACACAUUGACAACCAAGGCCAAGACUGGACAGGGCCAUAUAACUGGGCUUCAACCAUGACCGGGGCUAAGAAUAAGCCUAGAGCCCAGACCAAAACUGAAAAAAGGGCUGGUGUACAGGCUAAAGCUGGAACAGAGAAGGAGGCUACUCCUGUAGUCAGGCCUGUAGCCAAGACCCGGGUCAAAGCAAAAUCCAAGGCAGGGUCUAAGACAGAGGCAGUGACAGAGAUGAAGGCAGUGCCUAAGAAAAAGGUGGCUGCUGAGGUAAAGGGAGGAGCCCGGUCAGAGCCUAAGACUCUGGUCAAAGCCAUGGCAGAUGUCAGUCCCAAGGCUGAGAAUGAGGCUACCAGCUCCACAUGUAAAACUGAGGUUUGUAUUGAUGCCUGGUUCUGGGCUGGGGAAGAGGCCAGUAUCAAUUCCUGGUUCUGGAAUGGAGAAGAGGCUGCUAAUCGUUCCAGCACUAAAAAUGAAAAUAAAGGCAAUACUGUUGCCCGGGUCUGUGCAGCGGAGUUGGAACCUGUGCCUAGGCCCAGCUAUAAGCCUAGGUCAGGGGCUGAGGAGGAGGAGGAAGAAAACGUUAUUGGAAACUGGUUUUGGGAAGGAGAUGAUACCAGUUUUGACCUUAAUCCUAAACCUGUCUACAGGAUAGUUAAGCCUCAGCCUGUGGAUGAAAUUAAUGAAAAAAAUAGGCCUAAGGACUGGUCUGAAGUAACUAUCUGGCCCAAUGCCCCUGCUGUAAUUCCAGCAGUGUUAGGAUAUAGAUCCCAGGUCCCAUCUGAGACAAAGCCUCCUUCAUAUAUUGUUCUGGCCUCAGCUGAGGAAAAUGCCCAUUCUUUGCCUGCACCUACAGCCUGCUCUUCUAGGAGUACUCACUCAUACUCACAGCCUACCCCUGAGUGCCCAUUUGGUUCUGACCCUUGCAUCCAGACCAUAGAUGAGAUUAGACGCCAAAUCAGGAUCAGGGAGGUAAAUGGGAUUAAGCCAUUUGCUUGCCCUUGCAAAAUGGAGUGCUACCUGGAUUCUGAGCAAUUUGAAAAACUUGUUGGCAUACUCGAGUCAACUACUGAUCCUCUCAUUCAUAAAAUAGCACAGAUUGCAAUGGGUAUCCAUAAGGUUCAUCCAUUUGCCCAAGAAUUUAUUAAUGAAGUUGGUGUAGUGACACUUAUUGAAAGCUUGCUCAGUUUUCCUUCCCCUGAUGUGAGAAAAAAGACUGUAAUUACUCUGAAUCCUCCUUCUGGGGAUGAAAGACAACGCAAGCUUGAAUUACAUGUUAAGCAUAUGUGUAAGGAAACCAUGUCUUUUCCCUUGAACUCACCUGGACAGCAGUCUGGAUUAAAGAUACUAGGGCAACUGACUACUGAGUCUGUCCAUCACUACAUUGUUGCCAAUCACUUUUCAGAGCUUUUCCAUUUGCUUUCCACUGGAAAUCGUAAAACCAGAAAUCUUGUUUUGAAAUUACUCGUGAAUAUGUCUGAAAAUCCAACUGCGGCCAGAGAUAUGAUCAAUAUGGAGGCACUGGAAGCAUUAAAACUCAUCUUUAACCAGCAAGAAGCGAAAGCCAAUCUCGUUAGUGCUGUGGCCAUAUUUAUUAACAUAAAGGAGCAUAUCAGAAAGGGCUCAAUUGUAGUUGUCGAUCACUUGAGUUAUAAUACACUCAUGGCCAUUUUUCGAGAAGUUAAAGGGAUUAUCCAAACAAUGUAA
Molecule: messenger RNA, 1769 nt
Organism: Propithecus coquereli (Coquerel's sifaka)
Lineage: Eukaryota; Metazoa; Chordata; Mammalia; Primates; Indriidae
Gene: GPRASP3
Product: basic helix-loop-helix domain containing, class B, 9
Exons: 1
Coding region: 126-1769 (547 amino acids)
Source: RefSeq, a predicted model, not a curated record